Molecule: messenger RNA, 6171 nt
Organism: Lutzomyia longipalpis
Lineage: Eukaryota; Metazoa; Arthropoda; Insecta; Diptera; Psychodidae
Gene: LanB2
Product: laminin subunit gamma-1
Exons: 18
Coding region: 931-5796 (1621 amino acids)
Source: RefSeq, a predicted model, not a curated record
UGUGCAGCAAUAUCUCCAAAAAAAAACCGCGAAGAUCGCAAGUGAUCGAGAGGAUCUAAGUGUGACUUAUUGUUUCGCGAGAGAGAUAAAGAAUAGCGGAAGUUGUGGGUGAAAUUGGAGGGAUUUUGCUGAUCAUUUUCUCAUCGGUUUUUGGGUGAACUUUAAACAAAUUGUUUUCCUCCUCCAAGAAACGCUCAAAAUCACGAUUCUUGCCAUCUUGAGGAGAGUGUGUGUGUGUGCUGUGAUCCCACGAUCUUUCAACACAUCUAACAUCGUGGAGCUCCUCUCUUUCUUUCUUUCUUGCCUUUUUCUUCGCGCUAUGCGAGAGUCUCGACACGAUUCUGUGAGCAGUUGCAUUCGGGAUUUCAAGUGAUUUGGGUGGAAACUCCUGCACGUUUGCCUUCUGGUGGUGAUCAUUUUUUUUUGCUGGGCACACAGCCACACCAACUUCCCAGUGUGUGGAUUUUAGGGAAGUCUCUCCGCGGCAUUUGGAUACAUUUAGAGGAAUAAAAAAAAAGUGAAGACACAUCUAGAGCGGCUCCAGCGGAAGUUCAAAAGUGCAGUAUUUUAGUGAUCUUUAUGUUUGAUCCUCAAAGGAUCUUCGUUUUUGUUUUUUUUUUUUAAUUUUCCUUUAAGGAAAAUCCAGUGUUGUGAUAAAAAGUGGAUUGAAAAAAAAGAAGAUUUUCUCACACUUCCUUCAAAGAAAAACCUUAAGAAAUAAGGGCAAAAAAAAACUCAAAGAUCGACAAUUAAGGGGAAAAAUUUCUUGUGUGGGCUUUUCUUGCGCCAAGAAUAUCGCUCUGAGAGAACAAAAAAGUUUCUUAUCACGCAUAUGUGGCCCAAAAUACAAUCCAAUGGAGAAGUGAUCGCCGCGAUCGCGUCUUGAGUCAUAACUUGGAUGUGUGAAAAGACCCUCGAAGAAGACAGAUCAUGAAGAAUCUCGUGCUUUGUGCCAUCAUUUUUGUGUUGGCGGCUGCACACGUGGAUGCCAGUACAGAAACAACCCACUACCUGCCGUCUGCUGAAUGCUACGACCCCUAUGGAAGACCUCAGAAAUGUUACCCAGAAUUUGAGAAUGCCGCUUACGAUCUACGAAUAGAUGCAACCAAUACGUGUGGCGAGGAGCGGGAUACGGAUUUUUGCGUUCAAACAGGAUAUUCAAAUAAGAAAAGUUGUGAUACCUGCAGAGCAGGAGAUCACAGUUCGAGAUUCCUGACUGACAUCCAUGACCCGGAUGAUACAACAUGGUGGCAAUCGGAGACAAUGUUUGAAGGAGUUCAGUACCCAAAUCAGGUCAACCUCACGCUAAACUUGGCGAAAUCAUUCGAUAUUACCUACAUUCGAAUUGUUUUCUACUCCCCUCGUCCGGAAUCCUUUUCAAUCUUCAAGAGAAUCGUCCCGAAUGGCCCAUGGCUACCCUACCAGCACUACAGUGCCACGUGUCGCGAUACCUACGGCCUCCCGGACUCUGUGUCCGUGAAGAAAGGCGAGGAUGAAUCCCGGGCACUCUGUAUGAGUGACUACAGUGACAUUUCACCCCUCAGGGAUGGCACAGUGGUCUUUGCUUCCCUCGAUGGGCGUCCCAGUGCCAUUAAUUUUGAAAACAGCAUUGAACUUCAGAACUGGGUCACAGCUACAGACAUCCGGAUCACAUUGGAUCGUCUCAAUACUUUCGGUGAUGAAGUCUUUGGUGAUGCGCAAGUGCUGAAAUCCUACUUUUAUGCCAUUGCUGAUAUUGCCGUGGGUGCGAGGUGCAAAUGCAAUGGACACGCCAGCAAGUGUGUCACGAGUACAGGAUUAAAUGGACAACGUACGCGGGUCUGUGAGUGCAAACACAACACAGAUGGACCAGAUUGCGAACGGUGCCUUCCGUACUUCAACGACGUCCCAUGGGGCAGGGCAACAGCUAAGAAUGUCAACGAAUGCAAAGAAUGCAACUGCAAUGGGUACUCGAAUAAAUGCUUCUUUGACCGCCACCUGUACAACCUUACUGGCCACGGUGGUCACUGCUUGGACUGUGCUGCCAAUCGCGAUGGUGCCAACUGCGAACGAUGCAAGGAGAACUUCUACAUGCGCGAAGACGGGUACUGCAUCAACUGCGCCUGUGACACAGUUGGAUCGCGAUCACUUCAGUGCAACGCCGAGGGCAGGUGUCAGUGCAAACCAGGUGUAACGGGUGACAAGUGCGAUCGCUGCGAUGCUAACUAUUACAACUUUGGACCACAUGGGUGCCAACACUGUGGAUGUGAUCCCAAAGGAUCCCUCGAUAAUACCCCAUCGUGCGAUCCCGUAACCGGUGCCUGCUUGUGCAAGGAGAACGUCGAAGGAAGACGUUGCCGGGAAUGCAAGCCUGGGUUCUUCAACUUGGAUCUUGACAAUAAAUUCGGAUGCACACCGUGCUUCUGCUAUGGGCACACUAGUGAAUGUACAAGUGCCAAUGGGUACUCCAUUGUCUCCCUAACGUCCAACUUCAAUAAGCAUCUGGAGCGUUGGAUGGCUGUUGAUGAGCGGAGUUCUCUGGUUGAUUUGAAGUACAACAAAUUCAGCCAGAGUGUGGGGAUCACAGCGCAGGGGCAUGAAUUUAUCUACUUCUCAGCACCUGAACGUUUUCUCGGUGAUCAGAGAGCUUCGUACAAUCGCCUGUUGAAGUUCCGUCUGCAGAUUAUUGGGCAAUCCGGACCAAAUCCUUCCCCGCACGAUGUUAUCCUCGAAGGAGCAGGAACGAGUAUUUCACUGCCAAUUUUUGCUCAGGGGCAUUACAUGCCUGAUCAACAGGUUCGUGAGUACGCUUUCCGUCUUCAUGAGCAUCCAGAGUACUCCUGGCAACCAAGUCAAUCUUCUCGUGGCUUCAUGUCCAUCCUGGCUAAUUUGACAGCCAUCAAAAUCCGUGCUUCAUACGCCAUGCUCGGAGAAGCCUAUUUGGACGACGUUGAACUCCAAACAGCCCACAGAGGAGCAGCAGGACGCGUUGCAACGUGGAUUGAACAAUGUACCUGCCCAAAGGCAUAUCUUGGGCAAUUUUGUGAAUCCUGCGCUCCUGGCUAUCGACACUCUCCCGCUCUCGGGGGGCCCUUCAUGCCGUGCAUCCCGUGCGAUUGCAACAAACACGCGGAGAUUUGUGACUCAGAGACGGGAAGGUGUAUUUGUCAGCACAAUACAGCUGGAGAUACGUGCGAUCAAUGCGCCAAGGGGUACUACGGAAGUGCCCUCGUGGGGACUCCAUACGACUGCAAGAGAUGCCCAUGUCCUGACAAUGGGGCCUGUAUGCAAAUGGCUGAUGAUUCAGUGAUCUGCCUUGAGUGCCCAGUUGGAUACUUUGGUCCCCGCUGUGAAUCUUGCUCCGAUGGAUACUUUGGGGAUCCAACUGGCCUACACGGGCAGGUGCAGUUCUGCCAACCAUGCGACUGCAAUGGGAAUGUGGAUCCCAACGCCGUGGGGAACUGCAACAGAACAACGGGAGAAUGCCUCAAAUGUAUUCACAACACUGCCGGUCCGCACUGUGAUCAAUGUCUUCCAGGUCACUUUGGGGAUCCUUUUGCACUGCCACAUGGUAACUGUAAGCAAUGUUCCUGCUACCCACCUGGUACUGAACAAACCGACGAUGGGAUCUCAAUGUGUGACUCCGUAACUGGAAACUGCCGCUGUAAACCCUACGUUGUUGGUAGGAAUUGCAAUGAAUGCCAAAAUGGUUACUUCAACAUUGUCUCCGGGAAUGGAUGUGAGAGCUGCAAUUGUGACCCAGUUGGCAGCUACAGUACAGGCACAAAUACAACAUGUGAUCGUUUCACUGGUCAGUGUACCUGUAAGCCCGGAGUUGUUGGCCUGAGAUGCGAUCAAUGUGCUUCCUACCACUACGGCUUUUCGGAUGAGGGAUGCCUCCCAUGUGAUUGUGACCAGAGUGGCUCAAAGAGCUUCCAGUGCGAUGAAACAGGACAGUGCCCGUGCAACGACAACGUGGAAGGACGUCGAUGUGAUCGAUGCAAGGAGAACAAGUACGAUCGUCAUCAAGGAUGUCUGGAUUGUCCAUUCUGUUACAAUCUCGUUCAGAAUGCAGCCAAUGAGCAUCGUGAGAAGCUCUACGGACUCAAGAAGUUGCUGGAUGAGAUUGCUUCGAAGCCAACGGUGAUAGAUGAUGCAGAAUUCAGCUACAAACUCAAAGCUGUGCAGGAGAAGAUCGAUAUCCUGGCGGAGGAUGCAAAAGCAGGAGCUGGUGGAGGUGAGCACACACUGAGAGAGAGGCUGAAUGACUUCCACGACAGAUUGGAAGCAAUCCGAGGGGUUUUGGAUAAGGCAGGAGGACUACUUGAUAAAUCCCGCGAUGAAGCAGAAGUUGCCACGAGGAAUUUCAAGGAUACCGAGCACAUAAUCGUUGAGGCUAGAGAACGUUUAGCUUCUGCCCUGGAAAUCCUUCAGACGGAUGGAGCUAAAGCUUUGGCAGCUGCUAAAGAUCGUUCAGAUCAAUUUGGUUCACAAUCAGAGCAAAUCAGUGCAAUUUCCCGUGAAGCACGUGCCCGGGCUGAUGAGUACGAGGCAAAGGCAAACUACAACCGCGAGAUUGCAGAUGAAGCAAAUGGGAAUGCAACUGAGGCGUACAACCUAGCACGUGAUUCCAUGGCCUUACUGCAGAACAUUAGCAAUGAAUUGAAGACAAACGUUAAGGCGGAAGUUUUCUUCUCAAAGGACACCGUGGACACAGCUCUCAAUAGAACGGGAGACAUUCAGAAGGAAGCUGAAGAAGCCUACGAGGAAGCUCUCUCGCUAUUCGCCACAGUUAAUUCCCAAUCCCCUCCAGAGGUUAACAUUGAGAAGAUCAAGAAGCAAGCUAAUAAGAACAAUGAGGAAGCCCGAAAGAUUGAGGAGCAACUCAAAGAAAUGCGAAAUGUUAACGAUAAACUUCUCAUUGAGCUCAAUGAGAACAAUGACAAAGCCAGGAAUCUUAUUGAAACAGCUGAUGAGCAAAAGUACCAUGCAAUGCAACUGCUUGAGGAAGUUAAGCAUUCCAAUGAGAUGGCCAAGGAAGCUGUAGCACAGGGUGAUGGAACACUCAAGGAAGCCAAUCAUACGUACAACACUCUGGCUGGAUUCCAAUCGGAAGUAGACGCUUCAUCGGCUAAUGCCAAGGCUGCCCUUCAGACUGUUCCGGCGAUUGAAAAAGAAAUUCGGGAAGCUGAACAAAUGGUUGCUAAUGCCGAAGCGGCCCUCACUGGUGCUCAUUCCAAUGCAAAUGGAGCCCGAGACAAUGCCCAAAAAGCAAAGGAAAAGUACGCCGAGCAGGCUUCAAAGGAUGCCGAUGAGAUCCUGCGGAAGGCAAAUGACACCAAAUUCGAAGCAAGAAAACUCCGCGGGGAAGCUGAUCAGCUCAAUGGGCGUGUCAUUGUGACGGACAAUAGGAUCGGAUCGUUGGAGGAGCUGGCAAAGAAGGAUGACAAUAUAACGAUUGAAUCGAAAAAGAGCGUGGGGCAGGCAAAGACGAACGCCGAGGAGGCUCAGAAGCAAGUUCAGAGUGCAAUGGACAAAGUUAAAUCCAUCAUGGAUGAACUCAACAACCUCAAAGACAUAAAUGUUAAGGAUCUCGAUGCUUUGGAGAAGAGACUGGAGGAUGCUGAAAGAGAUCUCCGAGAGGCAAAUCUGGGGAAACGCAUGGAGAACUUGAGUGAAUACAAGAACUACCACAAUCAACUGAUCAAGGAGUACCAAUCCCAGGUGACCCUCCUCGAGGCUGAGGUCACCAACAUUAAAGCCAUCUCGGACGCCCUACCCGAAGGGUGCUUCAAGCGUACCCGCCUCGAGCCAUAGAGAGUCUUCUGUACAAACGAAAAAGAGCGCGAAAUUUUAGUUAAAAAGAAAUUGCUUCCAGAUGAAAAAAAAACUAUCAGCUAUAUCCAGUCACUAACGUACUCUUCUUAUAUACAUAGUUCCACUGCCACGGAAAUGAUUACGCGGCAUUUUCCGCUUCAAUUCGUAUUACGCGUUUUUUUUAAAAGCCAUUUAUGUCUCUUUUAUUCAAUAGAUGAAAAAUUCUCAUUCUCGAUUACAAAUGUCUUCUACCAAAGAAAAUUUUUCCUUAGCGAGAAACAAGAGAGAGAGAGAGGAUGAAAAUGUAAUAAUUUUUGUAAUAACAUUCUCUAAAUCUUAAAUAAAGUUUUACCUUAAAAAAUAAUCAAAAAAAAA